Messenger RNA from Zeugodacus cucurbitae (melon fly), 1958 nucleotides. It is a transcript of the gene Poc1, whose product is annotated as POC1 centriolar protein homolog. The coding region runs from base 158 to 1492 and encodes 444 amino acids. The transcript is spliced from 3 exons. NCBI's taxonomy places the organism in Eukaryota, Metazoa, Arthropoda, Insecta, Diptera, Tephritidae. The record is from RefSeq and is a predicted model, not a curated record. Gene Ontology annotation, molecular function: protein binding.
GCGAGUCAAGUUUCAUAGCGAGUAGCUGUUGAAAAAUUUAAAAUUGUCAAAUUGUGGGAAUUUGAGUUCGCGUUUUGUUAUUAACUUAUUUAAUAUUUUUUCAGUUACAAACAAACUUUUAUUAAACUGCGUGAUACUUUCUGAAUUGUUUAUCAUAAUGUUAAAUGAAGAAUUAUUCACAGAGCCUUGCUUGGAACGCCAUUUUACGGGGCACUGUUCCAGCAUAACACAAGUGCGUUUUAGUCCUUGUGGCCAACGUUUGGCCACCAGCUCCAUGGAUCUCUCUGUAAUUUUGUGGGAUUUAAAACAAGCUGCACGUUGCAUACGCUUUAGCGCACACUCUGGCGCUGUUUACAGUGUGUGUUGGUCGCCUAAAUCGAACUUGGUUGCAUCGGCUAGUAAGGAUCGUACAGUGAAAAUUUGGGAACCAAAGAUACGUGGUGUUUCUGGCGAAUUUUUAGCACAUAGUAAAGCGGUGCGCAGUGUAGACUUUGAUCCGAGUGGCACCAUGCUCAUCACUGCCUCCGAUGACAAAACGCUGAAGUUAUGGAAAGUCGCGCAGCGUAAAUUUUUAACAUCAUUCACCGGGCACACUAAUUGGGUGCGUGCCGCCAAGUUCAGUCCUAAUGGCCAAUUGGUAGCGUCCUGUGGUGAUGAUAAAUCGCUCAGAAUUUUCGAUGUCACAUCAGGUGAAUGUGUGCGUACAUUUACCGAAGAACGUGGCAUGGGUCGCCAGGUGGCCUGGCAUCCAGAUGGCAAUUUAAUAGCCGUUGCAUUAAGUUGUAAUCGCGUGAAAAUAUUUGACAUCGCCGAGGGUGAACUAAUACAAUUAUAUCAAGUACAUUCUGCGCCAGUUAAUGAUUUGGCAUUCCAUCCUAAUGGCAACUUUUUGCUAACUGGCGGUGAUGAUGACACUAUACGACUAUUAGACUUACUAGAAGGACGACCCAUAUAUACGCUGACAGGUCAUACAGAUAAGGUUUGUGCGGUAGCAUUUUCACCGGACGGACAACAUUUCGCAUCGGCAGGAGAAGAUCGUCAGUUGCUCGUUUGGAAAUCAAAUUUACACACAUUUGACGCCGAUAGUUUCCGUGACAAGCAAGCUUCAUUCCAGAAAGAAAACAUUGAUAGCAGUCAUGUGGCACCACAUAACUCUGCGGUGGACACAGAUUCAAAAGUUUGCGAUGACACCAUUUUAAUUGACCCACGUCAUUCUGUCGCAUAUAAGCUGCGCGAUGAGAAUUUCCAAGUGCUUGAUAGUCAAUACACAACGGCAAAACAGCAAUCAGUAAGCAGCUUUACUACAUCACUACGACAACAACAACAACACGAAACCUUAGACAUGUUAGAAACAGACGCAAAUGCUGAUAGCAUUAGUUACACCAGUAACAGCAGCACCUCUCUACUACAUAUGCCAAAUAAUCGUACAAACAGUUGCAACGACUACGACGACGGCGACGAAGUGCGCGGAGCAUCUAGCAAAUAUUUUUAAUUUCAGUUUUCGUAUUUUUUAUUUUUUACUUUGAAAUGCUGCUGCUGUUAUUUUUUAUCAAUACGCACUAAAAGCAAAAUUCUGUUAAUUUUUUUUUAAUAACUACAUAUUUUAUUUAUUUAAUUUAAAUGUCGCGCCGGAUUACCCUUAACACGUACAAUAUUAAUCCUUUUAAAUUUUCAAUAAAGCAUUUUUUAAUAAAAUUAUUGUGUUGUGUUUAUAAUCUUAGGUAUUUAACACAGCGAUAUAUCAAUGUGCUGCGACGCAAACUUCAAAUGAAGACUAUUCGCAGCUAGAAUCGAAUGCACUGCAGACGCAGUUGGCGGAAAUUGUGACAACAUUGCGAGAGCUAGAACAACGUGUUAAAUAUAUAGAAAAUGUCAUUUCAGAAAAUUUAUAAUGCAAUGCCACUUUCAAAAAGCAUACAUAUUUCGUCAUAUAUUGAUUGGGAUCAUAAGCAAUUACA